Messenger RNA from Sphenostylis stenocarpa, 327 nucleotides. NCBI's taxonomy places the organism in Eukaryota, Viridiplantae, Streptophyta, Magnoliopsida, Fabales, Fabaceae. The record is from the annotation of a GenBank genome assembly.
AUGUUCCCCUUUUUGUCUCUGAAGUUAUCAGUUAAACAUAAUAGGAAGCAUGAGGCACCACCACAUAGAGGUACAAGUGCAGUAGUCAUAGUCUUACUGGCAGAGUCACAGUUGCCAAUAUUUCUUAAGAUUAGAGAGAGAAGUUGGAAAGCAAGGACUGUGCCUGUUGGUAAAAGACUGGAGAGAGAAGUUGGAAAGCUAGGACUGGGUCAGUUGGCAGCUUCUAAUUUUUUGUUUUGUGGUGUUGCUAAUGUUCCCUUCAAGUUUGUUGGAUUGCCAAUGGGUGUCAACCCUUGGGAAAAUCUAAGACAUUGCAACCAUUUGUAG